ACGCGGCCGCCCCCGGCCCCGCCCUCGCCCCGGCGCUCCGGCCCAAGAUGGCGGCGCUGAGCAGCGGCGGCAGCGCUGAGGGGGCCUCGCUCUUCAACGGGGACAUGGAGCCCGAGCCGCCCGCGCUCGCCGCCGGCUACGCGGGGGGCGGCAGCGGGGACCCGGCCAUCCCGGAGGAGGUAUGGAACAUCAAACAGAUGAUUAAAUUGACACAAGAACAUAUAGAGGCACUGCUAGACAAAUUUGGAGGAGAGCAUAACCCACCAUCAAUAUAUUUAGAGGCCUAUGAAGAAUACACCAGCAAGCUCGAUGCUCUUCAACAGAGGGAACAGCAGUUACUGGAAUCCAUGGGCAAUGGAACUGAUUUCUCUGUCUCCAGUUCAGCUUCAACAGACACAGUUGCAUCAUCUUCCUCCUCUAGCCUCUCUGUAGCACCUUCAUCCCUUUCAGUUUAUCAAAACCCUGCUGAUAUGUCACGGAAUAACCCUAAGUCUCCACAGAAGCCUAUUGUUAGAGUCUUCCUGCCCAACAAGCAAAGGACUGUGGUUCCAGCAAGAUGUGGAGUGACAGUCCGAGACAGCCUAAAAAAAGCGCUGAUGAUGAGAGGUCUUAUUCCAGAAUGCUGUGCUGUUUACAGAAUACAAGAUGGAGAGAAGAAGCCAAUUGGCUGGGACACAGACAUUUCCUGGCUCACRGGAGAGGAGUUGCAUGUGGAAGUUUUGGAGAAUGUGCCACUCACAACACACAAUUUCGUACGAAAAACGUUCUUCACGUUAGCGUUCUGCGACUUCUGUCGAAAGCUGCUUUUCCAGGGAUUCCGGUGCCAGACCUGUGGCUACAAAUUUCACCAGCGCUGUAGUACAGAAGUGCCACUGAUGUGUGUUAAUUAUGACCAACUUGAUUUGCUGUUUGUCUCCAAGUUCUUUGAACAUCACCCCAUACCACCGGAGGAGGCCUCCUUAGGAGAGACCACCCCAGCAUCUGGAUCAUACCCCUCAGUGCCCCCCUCAGAUUCUGUUGGACCAYCAAUUCUCCCUAGUCCUUCUCCUUCAAAAUCCAUUCCAAUCCCACAGCCCCUCCGACCAGCAGAUGAAGAUCAUCGGAAUCAAUUUGGGCAACGCGACCGAUCCUCUUCAGCUCCCAACGUCCACAUCAAUACAAUCGAGCCAGUCAAUAUUGAUGACUUGAUUAGAGACCAGAGUUUACGAGGAGAGGGAGGCUCAGCUGCAGGUUUGUCUGCAACACCUCCUGCUUCUUUGCCCGGGUCACUAACCAAUGUGAAAGCGUUACAGAAAUCACCAGGACCCCAACGGGAAAGGAAAUCAUCCUCAUCCUCAGAAGACAGAAACAGAAUGAAAACUCUUGGUCGACGGGAUUCAAGUGAUGAUUGGGAGAUACCAGAUGGACAGAUCACAGUUGGACAAAGAAUAGGAUCAGGAUCAUUUGGAACAGUCUACAAAGGAAAGUGGCAUGGUGAUGUGGCAGUGAAAAUGUUGAAUGUUACGGCACCCACACCUCAACAGUUACAGGCUUUCAAAAAUGAAGUAGGAGUGCUCAGGAAAACACGACAUGUGAAUAUCCUGCUUUUCAUGGGUUAUUCAACAAAACCCCAGUUGGCUAUUGUUACACAAUGGUGUGAAGGGUCCAGCUUGUAUCACCAUCUACACAUCAUUGAGACCAAAUUUGAAAUGAUCAAGCUAAUUGAUAUUGCACGACAGACUGCACAAGGCAUGGAUUAUUUGCAUGCCAAGUCAAUCAUCCACAGAGACCUCAAGAGUAAUAAUAUUUUUCUUCAUGAAGACCUCACAGUAAAAAUAGGUGAUUUUGGUCUAGCUACAGUGAAAUCACGAUGGAGUGGAUCCCAACAGUUUGAACAGUUGUCUGGCUCCAUUCUAUGGAUGGCGCCAGAAGUUAUUAGGAUGCAAGAUAAAAACCCGUAUAGCUUUCAGUCAGAUGUGUAUGCAUUUGGGAUUGUUCUCUAUGAACUGAUGACUGGACAGUUGCCAUACUCCAACAUCAACAACAGGGACCAGAUAAUUUUUAUGGUGGGACGAGGAUACCUAUCUCCAGACCUCAGCAAAGUACGGAGCAACUGUCCAAAAGCUAUGAAAAGACUAAUGGCAGAAUGCUUAAAAAAGAAAAGAGAUGAGAGACCCCUUUUUCCACAGAUUCUUGCCUCCAUUGAGCUUCUGGCCCGGUCAUUGCCAAAAAUUCACCGCAGUGCAUCUGAGCCCUCAUUGAACCGGGCUGGCUUCCAGACAGAGGAUUUUAGUCURUAUGCUUGUGCUUCUCCAAAAACACCCAUCCAAGCAGGGGGAUACGGAGAAUUUGCAGCGUUCAAGUAGCCACAGCACCAUGGCAGCACCCACUCUGUUAUUUAAGUCUUGUGUUCUUACAGUUUCUUAACAUCCAAACUUCCAUUCUGCUCCGCAAAACCUAAAGUAAUUUAGAAAAAAUAUCCUUAAGCUCAAAAGUGGAGCAGAAUGGAACUGCCAGUCCAACACAAUGGGAAAAAAAGAACCUUUUUGGGAACCAGAGUCCUCUGCUGCCAGUGUUUGUCCUUCAACACAAACCAGCACGUGCAUUCGGAGACCCGCAGUGGCUGCCUGUGCCUGGCAUCAUUCCCCGGAGAGAGGAGAGGGCACUCGUGUGGGACUGUGCUGCUCGGGCCUGAGGGGAUGGAGCUGCUGCUGCUGCUGCUGCUGCUGCAACUUAGGAGACUUGCUUUGGAUGGUCUGCCGGUCAGCUUUCUCCCUCUAACUGUAACCAUCAGAGGCUCAACAUCUGAUGAGUGCUAAUUUCAACGGAUCGUUUACCAUUCUUGUCCUUUUUUUUCCUGGUGUACUUACUGAUUUAUGGACAUCGCAGUAUCCCCUUUUCACYGUAUUGCAGUGUCAGACACUUCCAUCUGUCUAUACUGCUGGGAUUUUCCAUUAAAAUUAAAACUGUGGGGCUGUGGGAGAUGGAGGUGUUAUUCUGAAGGCAGAGAGAUUCGUCUGAAGGAAAAGGGGAUGCUGCCACACCUUUUUUUCAGAUUUACUUUACCAUUUCUUAAAAAGAACAAACAACAACCACCAUCCUUAUCCUUUUUCCUUUUCCGAUAUUUUCUUGGUAUGUGCAUAUACAACAUCUUUGUGAAGGAUUAGGUCGAUCCUUCUUUUGUUGGUCCAGCAACAAACUGAAGUUUAAAAAAAAUGUAGCGAGAUUGUCCUGUCUUUUAUUUUCUUUGUAUCAUAUGAUACAAUGUAUUUAUCAAAGAUGCUACUGCAGCAUCUGAAGUCUGUAGAAAUCCCAAUACAGACUGAGUGGUGUAUGUACCUACUUUAAAAGUUUUAUUUUAAACGAGGGUGCAGGUUAAUGCCAGGUACCUUACCAAUAUGUAAUGUUUUCAUAAAUGAGGAAAAAAGUUCUCAGGUUGAAUUGAAUACAAAUACAAGCUCCCCCUAGAAUUAGACAUUCCAAAAAUUAUGUUUUGGUACUUUCAAGAGCUUUUUUUAAAGGAUUUUUAUCCUGUUAACUAAACGUCCUCUGAUAAGUGUAUGUGUAAACGUGGAGCAUCUUGUCCUAAUGGCAAGUUGUCAGAUCAAAACGGUACUUGCUGGAUCCACGCUGACUACUCCUCACUGCUUUCCUCCCUGUCAUCUCUUCCCAUCUGUUUGUCUUUCCCUUUCUGUACGUUUUGCAAWCUAGGAUGAAGGUGGCGGUAUCUCCAUUAGAGUGCUUUGUUUUCCUGUCCUCCAGUCSUGGUUUUCAAAUGGUUAGUAGCUUUCUGACAAGUUACCCAGUCAGGGGGAAAAAAAGGCAACUCAUAAAGUUCUGCACAUCAUUUACCUCUUGUAGAAUAUCUCGUGAUGUGAUCUGUUUGCAGAGUUCUCUGGUAUGUGGUAUUACCUGUAAAUUAUUUGUACAGAGGCAA
Malurus melanocephalus (red-backed fairy wren) is the source of this 3916-nucleotide messenger RNA. RefSeq names its product B-Raf proto-oncogene, serine/threonine kinase (gene BRAF). The transcript has 19 exons. Gene Ontology annotation, molecular function: protein kinase activity; ATP binding. Gene Ontology annotation, biological process: protein phosphorylation; signal transduction. The record is from RefSeq and is a predicted model, not a curated record. Gene Ontology annotation, cellular component: plasma membrane; mitochondrion; cytosol. Lineage: Eukaryota; Metazoa; Chordata; Aves; Passeriformes; Maluridae. The coding region runs from base 48 to 2345 and encodes 765 amino acids.